AUGCCGAUAUCAUCCCCAACCAGUUCAUCCGUCCAGUUGAAGCCUGGGAUCCCUGCGUCCGCUAUCCUUGAGCACCACCAGGUCGUUCGGGAGCUCCACAGCCGCGGUCUGUCUCAGCGGGACGGUGUGUUCUCCGGGCUUGGGAAGACGUUUUCUGCUGGUGACUUCAACGCCUACGCGGGUACGUUCGACAGUGCCACCAUCGCGGAGAUUGCGGCCCUCCCCGAGGUUCUCAAGGUCGAGCCUGAGAGAUGGGUACACCCCGCCGCGCUGGUCACACAGACCGAUGUAGAGUGGCACCUGGGCAGUAUCUCUCGCCGGGUGGAGAACUCGACCGAGUAUAUAUACGAUGACUCGGCUGCCGAGGGGACGUAUGCCUAUGUGGUCGACAGCGGCAUCCGAUUGAGCCACGAGGAGUUCGAGGGGAGGGCCUCGUUCGGGUACAACGCCGUGAACGGAUCCGAGAAUAUCGACCGGACGGGUCAUGGAACCCACGUGGCGAGCAUCUUGGCUGGCAAGACGUAUGGUGUGGCCAAGAAGACGACCGUGAUUGAUGUCAAGGUGUUCCACUGGGGCUCUUCAAGCUCCGCGACGAUUAUUGAUGGGAUUACUCGGGCUGUUAACGAUAUCGUGGCUAAUAACCGUCAAAAUGUGUCUGUUCUCAACUUGUCUUUUGGCGGACCCCCCCAGGAUGUUCUUGACAAUGCUGUCAAGAACAUUUACAACUUGGGCAUCCUGCCAGUGUGUGCGGCUGGAAACGAGAAUGUGGUUGUCAGUACCCGUUCUCCACCUCGGACACCUGAAUGUCUCACCGUUGGCAACGUCGAGCCAAGCUUGAGGCAAGACGGCGGAUCAAACUACGGAGAAGGAGUGGACAUCUUUGCUCCCGGUAUCGACGUUGUGGGGGCGUCUCGACAAAACGACACCGCGUCCAUGGCGGGCACGGGGACGUCACAGGCUGCCCCUGCGGUGGCAGGACUCGCCUUGUACUUCCAGAGGCUGGAGGGCUUGGCCACGCCUGAUGAAGUUAUUAACAGGAUUAUCGAGCUCAGCACCAAGGACGUGGUCACGGAGGCGAAGGGAAGCCAGAAUCGCCUGGCCUACAACGGGAAUGCUUAG
This is a messenger RNA of Clonostachys rhizophaga, 1119 nucleotides long. NCBI's taxonomy places the organism in Eukaryota, Fungi, Ascomycota, Sordariomycetes, Hypocreales, Bionectriaceae. The record is from the annotation of a GenBank genome assembly.